CUUGCGGAAGGCCUCCGGUUUUUGUUCCCUCUCUCUUCUCUUAUUCUACACUCUCAUCCACAAACUUUAGUCUUUACCUAUUUUAUCUCCCUCCACCUCCUCCUCAUUUAUUCGCAUAUUCUUAUCCACCAUUUUAAACCUUCCUCCUUCAAACACCAACAGAAAAAGAAAAAAAAAAAAAGAAUUCCAAAAUCAUAAUCAAAACAAAAUCUUAUCCAUAACUCGCCGAGUCAAUCCUCAUGACUCGGCGGUGUUCCCAUUGCAACAACAAUGGACACAAUUCCCGAACUUGCCCCACCAGAGGCGGCGGCGGCGGCGGUGCCGCCAGCGGUAUCGGUGGUGGCUCUGCCAUCGGUGGCGGAGGUGUGCGGCUGUUUGGUGUGAGGCUUACAGAUGGAUCGAUAAUGAAGAAAAGUGCUAGCAUGGGGAAUCUAACUUCCCUUCACUAUCAUUCUUCUUCUUCGGCAGCUGCUUCGCCUAAUCAUCCUGGCUCUCCUUCUUCAGAUGUUCUUCGUGAAGCUGUUCAUUUGACUGAUGGUUAUCUCUCUGAUGAUCCUGUUCAUGCUUCUUGUUCUGCUAAUCGCAGAAUUGAAAGGAAAAAAGGUGUUCCUUGGACAGAGGAAGAGCACCGACUUUUCUUGAUCGGUCUACAAAAAUUGGGCAAAGGAGAUUGGCGGGGUAUAUCACGAAACUUUGUGACAUCAAGGACUCCUACCCAAGUAGCUAGCCAUGCCCAGAAGUAUUUUAUCCGGCAGAGUAGUGCUACUCGGAGAAAGAGAAGAUCCAGUCUUUUUGACAUUGUUGCUGAUACGGCCGCUGAUGCUUCCCAUCCACUUCCUGAUGAACAAUUUAUGCUCCCACCUAGAGCAAUGGAAAGUGAUAAGGAACAGUUAGCACCUUCUGCAACAAAAGCAAUAGAAACUGAUUUUGCAGAUUCACUCCCUUCCUUGGAUCUUUCUCUCAAGUCAGAUUUUGAAUCCAUGGAAACCGUUCCAAGUGAACCUGUUCAAGAAACGAAACCAAAUACCGCAACCAGCGAGAUUCCUCCAGCAUUUCCAGCAUUCUUCCCAGCUUACAUUCCAGUUCCUUAUCCCUUCUGGCCAUCAAAUGCAAUUCCUGUGCCUGAAGAUAGGGGACCAGAACCAUCCCAUCAUCAGAUCCUCAAGCCAAUUCCAACCGUCCCCAAAGAACCUGUGAAUGUAGAUGAACUAGUGGGAAUGUCCCAGCUCACUUUAGCAGAUGCUGGUUCUGGCCAUUUUGAGCCUUCACCACUCUCCCUUAAGUUAACAGCAGAACCGUCAAGACAAUCAGCUUUUCAUGCAAGCACACCAGGCAAAAGCUCAGAGAUUACUAAGGGUGAAACUGCUCCUAUUCAAGCGCUAUAAAACCUAUUGGGAUGAGUCUGCCUUCUUCUUUUCUCGAGGGUGUAAAGUGCAUGCUUUCUUCCUGCUCAUCUUUGUAACAUAGGAUAGGUACUUUCAAGGAAGCAGCAAGUAGGUGAAUUUAGCUGGAAAUUCAUUCUUUGUCAAUGUAUAGAUCUAGGGUGUCUAACGAAACCUAAUACUGUGGUGUUUUAUGUAAAUUGUUAGCUUCUUUGUAAUUGCUUCUAUUUUCUCAAAUAAAGAGAAAAGAAGGGGUUACUGGUUC
Capsicum annuum is the source of this 1647-nucleotide messenger RNA. RefSeq names its product transcription factor MYBS3. The coding region runs from base 240 to 1385 and encodes 381 amino acids. The record is from RefSeq and is a predicted model, not a curated record. Gene Ontology annotation, biological process: response to auxin; response to ethylene; response to gibberellin. Gene Ontology annotation, molecular function: DNA binding; zinc ion binding. The transcript has 3 exons. Lineage: Eukaryota; Viridiplantae; Streptophyta; Magnoliopsida; Solanales; Solanaceae.